Molecule: messenger RNA, 903 nt
Organism: Cloeon dipterum
Lineage: Eukaryota; Metazoa; Arthropoda; Insecta; Ephemeroptera; Baetidae
Exons: 7
Coding region: 1-903 (300 amino acids)
Source: RefSeq, a predicted model, not a curated record
AUGUGCUCAGACUUUGACAAAAUUCUUGUGGGAAAACCUACAUCUAAGCCUUCAUCAGCGGAGGGUUCAGUGCUAACCGCAACCUUGUGCAAGAAGAAAUAUUUCGUUUCUAGUGUUAAUGUGGCGAGAAACGAAGCCGGAUUGCGUUGCAAGGCGAUGGACAUGUCGCUCUUGGCAGUAACUUCCGUUGAGGAACUGAAGUGUCUUGCCAGUUUGAAAGAAGUUGUUGGUUCGUUCUGGACGGGUGGCUCGAAUGUUGACGAGAAAUGCGAAUCUGGAAAAAGGUACGGAUGGUGUUCGACUGGCCACAUCAUGUCUUCGGCGCUGGUCUCUUUGUCCAACUUCUGGAUGCCAUCAGACGUCCCUCCUUCCAAUCUCGAAAGCUGUUUAGCUGUUUUGAUUUCAUCCCCUGAGAAGAAGGGGAUGGUGCAUAGGAAUUGCGACGAUCUUCUGCCCUACAUCUGCCAGUUCGCAGUGAACUGUCCUAAGACGUGCACCAAAAACAUGAGUUGGGAGGCGAGCUGGCGUCAAUGCUGCGCUUUGGGAAUGCAAACUCUAAAAAUCGACGAUGCUGAGGAGCAAGCGGGCCUUACAAAUAUGACCGUCGUUUUUAAAGACGCCUGGAAAGCGAAUUUCAACUACUGGACUAGCGGCACGUGGAAAGGGGCUCCGGUGGGCGAGUGGUCGUGGUGUGAUAUCAACGGGCCCACCAUCCUCGACCAGGGUCUAUCGUGGGAAAGCGGCCAACCAGACAACAAGAACGGAAACGAAAGCUGCAUCCACUUCCGCUUUGUUUUAAACUCGACGGGUACUGUCCUCACAGACAGGAAUUGCGCAAGCAAAUACAUCUACGCCUGCAAGGUAUGGAAUAAGAACUUGCACAUAUUAGAAUUGAAACACUGA